AUGAGUAUAUCAACAACUUGUGAAUUCGAUCAUUCUAAUAAAAUCUUGCAUCGCAAAUUCAAGAGUUUACAUUUUAAAACUAAGUAAGAUCCUCUUAUUACUGUUAAACCAUUUUAAACUAGAACUCAUGGACAUCAAUUUCAACGCAAUUUCUCUCAUUAUCUAAAAGGAGAUCUAAAUGUUUCUAAUCUUAUAUAAACUUUGAAUUGUCCAAGACUAACUGCAGAGAAUUAACUUCAACGUAAAGAGGAAGGAUCUCUAAAAAUACGUCAGUAAACAGAAUAGAGAAAGAACUAUUUAAAGAGUAAACUUCUAAAAGUUAGAAAUUUAAUCAAAGAGAAAGUGGCCAUUAAGAAACCACAUAAUGAAGAGAUGAGAUAAGGAAAUGCUUAGACAUUGGCUAUUGUUUAGACUAUAUUGGAUAUUGCUAAUUAUAAAGAAAAUACAAUAAGUUACUAAAAGAAAUUGAUGCCUAAAUCAAAGAGUCUAAAAUAAUAUAGACUCAAUUAUGAUAAUGUUGAACCUAUAUGUAAAAUAUAAAGAGAUUUUAUUGAUACUAUCCCUCCUAGAUAAUAUUUGAAAUCUGUAUUGGAGAAUAAUGCCUAAUUGUAUUUGUAGGAAUUGUAAUUAAGAGCAGAAUAACAUGAUAAUAAUAUCAAUAAACUAGUGCGUUUAAGUAUAUAGAAUAAAAGGAAGGAUUUUACAUUGUUUCAUAAAGCAGCUAAGACAGACAGAAAAAAUCAAGAUGGUAUUCUUACAAUAGGUGAUGUGCAACUCUAUGAUUAUCUUUAUAAUAAUUCCAAAGGUGUUAUGAUUGAAAAACAUCCUAAAUAUAUACAAAAUGUAAUUGACUCUGGAGUUGAUUUUCGUAAGAAUUUAACACGAAAACUUCUAAAUACACAACAUAAAAAAACUCAUUACAAUCAAGAUCCUCCUGAAAAUUCUAAUGAUUCUUGUGCUUCUUCUUUAUAAUCAGCUUGUGAAAUUAAAUUGGAUAAUUAUUAUGGAGAAACCAGAGAAUGGAAACGUAAACAAUAUUUAUAAUUACCAAGACGUAUUAAAUAAUUAAUUGCUUUGGAAGAAUUAAAUUAGUAAUUAUUAUUUUAUCAUUUAGGAAAGCCAUUCAUACAACAGUUAAUAAGUUGUAAUCUAAAUCAUGA
Paramecium pentaurelia is the source of this 1160-nucleotide messenger RNA. The record is from the annotation of a GenBank genome assembly. Lineage: Eukaryota; Ciliophora; Oligohymenophorea; Peniculida; Parameciidae.